This is a messenger RNA of Necator americanus (New World hookworm), 333 nucleotides long. RefSeq lists its product as uncharacterized. Bases 1 to 333 code for a protein of 110 amino acids. The transcript has a single exon. NCBI's taxonomy places the organism in Eukaryota, Metazoa, Nematoda, Chromadorea, Rhabditida, Ancylostomatidae. The record is from RefSeq and is a predicted model, not a curated record.
AUGCCGUCGCUGUUGGGCUUAGAUUGGAUCGCCCAACACGAGCCACUCUUUCGUCACAUGACAAAAGGCUCCAUCUGCAACAUUUCUUCAAGUACGCUCAGCACCUUGAAUUCUUCUCUCGCAACGCACCUGAGGAAGAAGAUUCAAGCAGUUUUCGCUCCUGGACUGGAAUGUUGUACCAAGUCAAAGGCUAAAGUUGCUCUGAAGCCCGACUCCAAGCCUGUUUUUCUCAUGGUUCGCUCGGUGCCCUAUGUUGCUAUGCCGAAGAUUUCAACCGAAAUCGGUCGACUUGUGUCUAUACACAUGCUGGAGCCCAUUGAUCACUCAGAAUGA